AUGCGCCAAUGCCUAACAAACCCAGACGGGGGAUACUAUACUACGAAUAGGCCUUCCUCACAAGAUGCCGACCAGUUCGGCACGGCUGGUGACUUCGUCACUUCUCCCGAAAUAACGCAGAUAUUCGGCGAACUAGUGGGCAUAUGGUUCGUGACAGAAUGGAUGGCGCAAGGUCGACCAAUGAGCGGCGUGGAGCUCAUCGAGAUGGGCCCUGGGCGGGGAACUUUGAUGAGCGACAUGCUUCGGACCAUAGGCCAGUUUAGCACAUUUGCGAAAGCGAUUGAAGCGGUCUGGCUUGUCGAAGCGGGAGAAGGACUGAGAAUGAAACAGAAGGACGUCCUCUGCGGGGUGAGCACGGAGAUGAAAGAAGUCAGAGAUGACACGGGAAAGAACGUUUGGUGGGAGUCUACGUGCCGGCAAGGAAUCCCCGUGAGAUGGGUCGAGGAUAUCGCGUUAUUGCCCCGGGGAAGGGACGGUGGAGGUGGACAAAUGCCCUUUAUCAUUGCACACGAGUUCUUCGACGCACUUCCUAUUCACGCAUUCGAGUCCGUCGCGCCAAAGCCGGAAGAAGCCGACCAGGACGAAGCAAAAGCUCAACUACCCCGUGAAGCAGGCCAGCCAGUAAUGGAGUCAUCCACAACGAGCAAAUUACCACAAUGGAGGGAGCUCCUCGUUGCCCCUACAGCGCCCAAAUCUACCCUGACAACUGCAUCCACGGAUAGCGGGACGUCACCAAGCCUCAAGGAUCCCGAGCCAGAUUUCCAACUUACCCUGGCAAAGGCGAGCACACCCAGCUCCCUUGUCAUUCCCGAGCGGCGUCGAUACCGCGCAUUGAAGAAUCAAGUCUCAUCCCGCGUCGAAAUUUCGCCGGAGAGUUUCCGAUACGUCCAGGACUUCGCUCGACGCAUUGGCGGAAACGUCUACACGCCUUCACGAAGCAAACCCAGUCCUGAGACCGGGUCGAAGCCUAGACCUGCGGGCGCAGCGCUCAUCAUCGACUACGGGCCCCUUGACACCGUACCGAUCAAUUCGCUGCGAGCCAUUCGAAAACACAAGAUUAUCUCCCCCUUCGUGCACGCCGGCGACGCAGAUAUUAGUGCCGACGUAGAUUUCGGCGCCCUCGCAGACGCGGCACUCGAAGCAAAUCCAGACGUGGAAGUCCACGGACCGGUCGAGCAGGGCAUAUGGCUGAGUCAAUUGGGGAUCAAGGAGCGAGCAGAGCGGCUUUUGAAAGAAUUUGAAAAGAAAAAGAAACAACGCUCCACCAAAGAGGACGGCGUAACUGGGGAUUGGGACAAGAAACAGAGCGAAUUAGAAACGGGUUGGAAGAGACUCGUCGAGGGCGGGCCGAAGGGCAUGGGCAAAGCGUACAAGGUGAUGACGAUUCUGCCUGAGAAUUGUGGGAGGAGGAGACCUGUGGGCUUUGGCGGUGGUGUUGUUGGUUGA
Messenger RNA from Rhinocladiella mackenziei CBS 650.93, 1446 nucleotides. RefSeq lists its product as uncharacterized. Gene Ontology annotation, cellular component: mitochondrion. The record is from RefSeq and is a predicted model, not a curated record. The transcript has a single exon. Gene Ontology annotation, molecular function: protein-arginine omega-N symmetric methyltransferase activity. Bases 1 to 1446 code for a protein of 481 amino acids. NCBI's taxonomy places the organism in Eukaryota, Fungi, Ascomycota, Eurotiomycetes, Chaetothyriales, Herpotrichiellaceae. Gene Ontology annotation, biological process: mitochondrial respiratory chain complex I assembly.